Messenger RNA from Saprolegnia diclina VS20, 1092 nucleotides. RefSeq lists its product as hypothetical. The transcript is spliced from 2 exons. Bases 1 to 1092 code for a protein of 363 amino acids. The record is from RefSeq and is a predicted model, not a curated record. NCBI's taxonomy places the organism in Eukaryota, Oomycota, Saprolegniomycetes, Saprolegniales, Saprolegniaceae.
AUGGCAGCGCCGGUGCGCCAGGGCCUCGAGCGAGCGCUGGCCGCGAUCCGACGCCCGGCCAAGCCGUUCGCCACGGGCCGCGGGCUGCAUCCGCGUGAUUCUCCGCGCCUGCAGGUCGAUGGCAUGGACGCGCCGCUGAGUGGCUCGUGUCGCAUCUUCCACGCAGUCUCUUGCUCAACGUCGAUGCAUUUCUGGAUCCUGCACACGCUACAUGCUCGGUCUCGUGCAACGAAAGCCCAAGACGUAGUGUCCCCUCGCGGUGCUGGCGCCCACCGUAGUGUCAGCCGCGGUGUGCCCUUCUCGGCAGUUUGUGGCGGACGUGGAGCACGCCUUGUGCCGGCCAUCGCAGCACUACUGCGCCGCCACGUGUCGAUGCCAGCACGGGCAGCGAGUCAUCUUGGAGCGUUGCUGCUGCAGUCGGUGCCGCAGCUCAUCAUUCGCAGCGACGAGUCCACUCGCGUUGGUGACAGUCGGCUUUUCCUACAGCAUUAUGCCCCCACGGCAACCGGGCUCGCCCGUGACGCCGCCGACGUGGUGCACACCUGGACACCGAAUGCGUUCGUCUUUUUUGCGCACCAAGUGACUUUGACGCUCGUAGUUAUGCCCGAUCGUAGCCUCGCGACCUACCGCAGCACUGCCGUCGUGGACCACCUUGCCCGCGCCGGCGUCGGGCGACUCGAAGCCGAAGCAGACGUCGCGCUUCCGACGCUCGACGAUUUGACCGUCCGCGGUCUCACGCCUCCGUCGGCGCGUCACGACUGCCUCAGUUGCGCAACGUUUCUCGUCUUUCUCGAGAGCCCAACGGGCUUGGAGUGCGACUUUGACUCGGCCACGCGGCUUCUUUGCCGAUGGCUGGGACGUGGUCGUCGCCCCAAGACGCCGCAAGAGCUCCAUGCCCCGAUCGACGAGUGGAAGCGCCGACUGGAGCUCCACCAAGAGCGCAGUUUGGACGGUGGCGACGGGCCUGUUCGCACGAGGUCUUGCUUCAAGCUGAUAGCACUCUCGGUCGACACGUCUUAUGAAGGUACACGCCACUUCUGUGUGCCAAGGUUCCCGUACGUGGCGCGCCGUCUCUUCAAAGCUGUGUUUUGA